AUGCAAUCUAUGCACACCGUAGCCGUCUUCUUGGACAUACAGGGCGCAUUCGACAACGUCUGUCCUGACAUAUUAUUACAGGAUCUGUCGGACAUUGGCAUUCCAGCUCGCUGUCGCAAAUUUGUGGAAAAUCUAAUCUUUAAAAGGAAGAUCUUUUUUGUCAAGGAGGGCACUUUAAUUGGUCCCUUCUUCUCAUUUAAAGGGACUCCGCAAGGUUCUACCCUUAGUCCGAUUCUUUUUAAUUUAUAUCUCAGGAAAAUCUUUGAGUGCAUCCCGCAGGGCGUGCGCAUUCUACAAUAUGCGGACGACAUUGUGCUUUUUGCUACGGAGGGAAAUAUUGAGAAGGCUUUUGAAUGUCUGCAAACAGCUUUAGACAGUGUCUGGCAGUUUUUACAAAAUAGAGGCCUUAAGCUCUCUCCUAGUAAAUCCAAAUGGAUGAUAUUUUCCAAGACCAGAGCUGAUCCCGCCCCUCCCAAUGCUGCGCUCUUUAUUAACAAACAACCUAUUCCCAGAGUUUUAUCGGUUCGUUUCUUGGGCGUCGUCUUGGACCCCACGCUGAGGGGAGAGGCUCACACGAAAUAUUUGGUGCGCAAGGGCAAAGCUGUCUCGGACGUGCUUGCGUCACUUGCAGGCACCUCAUGGGGAGCGCACCCCGACACCCUUAUCAGUAUAUACCGCGCGGUUUUACGAGGCGCCAUUGAAGUUUCCAUUCCAAUCAACAUUAUUCUGGCGGAAGCCAAGGAAGUACCUCUAAAGAUAAGGUUUACAUAUCUCAUUGAUAAAUAUCUCUACAAGGCAUACUCUAAUAAAUUCAGCAUCGUUGCCCGCAGCCUGCGAAGCAUUGACAACUCCGCCCACUCGGACGUGAUCAGAGAAAAAGCUCGGAAGUCCCUUCCUGUAUACGACAGAUAUUGCGCCACAAAGCACGUGUUAGAUAGAGUUCACCGCUACACGUUUCUCCCGGCCUACGAUGACAUUUACCAACUUUCCAUUUACAAGAAGGACAUUGACUUCUCGCUAACAGACAUUCAAAGGGACACUCCUCCGCAUAUCGCGCGCGCCAAGUUUCAAGAACAUUUCGAGGAAUUAUCGAUCGAGGCUACAUCUUUCUAUACGGAUGGGUCCAAAUCGGAUUACUCCCCAGCCGGCGCUAGCAUUUACUCUCCCAGCAUCAACUUCAUAAUUACACACAAGCUUCCUUCAUCUGUCUCUAUUUUCACUGCUGAAGCAUGGGCUAUUCUGCAUGCAAUCACUGCUAUUAUUGAUUUAAACAUUAUUGAAGCCAAUGUCUUCACAGACUCCAGAAGUGUGCUAAUGGCUCUCGCCUCAUCGGAUCACAAGCAAGGAAACUACCUAAUACAUCAAAUCAAGAAAAAACUCAUUGCUGCUGAAAGAGAAGGGAGGAAAAUCGUUCUCUGCUUGGUUCCGGCACACAAGGGGAUCCCCUGCAACGAGAAAGCGGACCGCCUUGCGAAGUGGGCCACGUCAAGGGGCGCUAAACCCACGUUCCAAGUCCCGUUCACCGAUUUUCAAGUGGAGGCAAAACUGCAUCGAGUAAACGCUUACAAACACUAUCUGGAAGAAACCUCCUUUGUCAAAGGCACGCAAUAUUCUGACAAGCUUUAUUUAAGCGACUCUCAAAAGACAUGGUUCUUCAAUAAAGGUUUAAACAGGGAAGAAAUUGUCUGUAUAUCUCGCAUCCGGAGCAACCAUUACAAUCUAAAUUACAGUCUAUUCAGGAAAAACAUUGUUGAUUCUCCCGAGUGCCCAUGUGGGGAAAUUCCCUAG
Molecule: messenger RNA, 1788 nt
Organism: Wasmannia auropunctata (little fire ant)
Lineage: Eukaryota; Metazoa; Arthropoda; Insecta; Hymenoptera; Formicidae
Exons: 3
Coding region: 1-1788 (595 amino acids)
Molecular function (GO): nucleic acid binding; RNA-DNA hybrid ribonuclease activity
Source: RefSeq, a predicted model, not a curated record